CAGUACUCUCGAGUCUCCACAAUUUUCUCUCACUCCAUCUUUCUCUUCCUCUGGUCCAAAUUAGUAUUAGGGUUUAUUCAUCUAGAAAGCAAAAAUGCGUCCUCCAAGAGGUGGUGGUGGUUUCAGAGGUAGAGACGGUGGUCGUGGGAGAGGAUUUGGGGGUGGCGGUCGUGGGUUUGGGGGUGGCGGUCGUGGGUUUGGAGGUGGUCGUGGUGGCUUUCGAGAUGAAGGUCCUCCUUCUGAAGUCGUAGAGGUUUCAUCUUUCUUACAUGCUUGCGAGGGUGAUGCAGUAACGAAGCUAACACAUACAAAGAUUCCAUAUUUUAAUGCUCCAAUCUAUUUGCAGAACAAAACCCAGAUUGGCAAAGUCGAUGAAAUCUUUGGUCCUAUCCAUGAAUCAUUAUUUUCGGUUAAAAUGAUGGAAGGCAUUGUUGCAACUUCAUAUUCAUCGGGAGACAAAUUCUAUAUUGAUCCAGCAAAAUUGUUACCAUUAGAGAGAUUCCUUCCACAACCUAAGGGUUCACAAUCAGCUUUUAGAGGAGGUGGUCGUGGAGGAAGAGGUGGCUCCAGAGGAGGAGGUCGUGGUGCUCCUUUUCGUGGUAGGGGUGCUCCAAGGGGUGGCAGAGGUCCUCCUAGAGGUGGACGUGGUGGCUUCAGGGGCCGAGGGAGAUUUUAAAGCAGCAGUCCUCUCUUGUAAUCUUUCUGCUUAUUGGUCUCACUUUAAUUUCUCAGUCAUCUUGGUGGACUUAUUUGAAGUACUUUAAAUGCCAAAGUUCAGCAUGGUUUUUGUAGCAUUAGUGCUACUCCUUUCGCUGUUAAUGACGUAGUGUUUCUUUUUAUCACUCAAACAAAUACAAAUUUUAUAUCAGAACUCCAAAAAGAAAAAGAAAAAAGACGGGUUUCAUCAGUGUAAUAUUGCUCCUUUAAUCUGUCAGCUAAAUUUUCUCAUGAUAUAGCUUGUAAUACAGAUAGGUUAAGCAAUGAACAACUAUUACUAUUGAGUGCUGUCUAUUGUUAAGCAUUAGGUUGUCUUGCUUUUUGUUGUUAGACAUCUCUGAUCAAUGAAUUCUCAUUCAUCAGAUAAGUAUUCUGAUUCAUCAUCA
Papaver somniferum (opium poppy) is the source of this 1103-nucleotide messenger RNA. RefSeq names its product putative H/ACA ribonucleoprotein complex subunit 1-like protein 1. The coding region runs from base 95 to 676 and encodes 193 amino acids. The record is from RefSeq and is a predicted model, not a curated record. Gene Ontology annotation, biological process: snoRNA guided rRNA pseudouridine synthesis; ribosome biogenesis. NCBI's taxonomy places the organism in Eukaryota, Viridiplantae, Streptophyta, Magnoliopsida, Ranunculales, Papaveraceae. The transcript is spliced from 4 exons. Gene Ontology annotation, molecular function: box H/ACA snoRNA binding. Gene Ontology annotation, cellular component: box H/ACA snoRNP complex.